Molecule: messenger RNA, 1764 nt
Organism: Lasiosphaeria miniovina
Lineage: Eukaryota; Fungi; Ascomycota; Sordariomycetes; Sordariales; Lasiosphaeriaceae
Exons: 4
Coding region: 1-1764 (587 amino acids)
Molecular function (GO): Hsp90 protein binding
Source: RefSeq, a predicted model, not a curated record
AUGUCCACCGCCGACGAGCUCAAAGCUCUGGGCAACAAGGCCAUCGCCGCCAAGAACUUUGACGAGGCUAUCGACAAAUUUACCCAGGCCAUCGCCCUCAACCCGAGCAACCACAUCCUCUACAGCAACCGCUCCGCCGCGUACGCCUCAAAGAAGGACUGGGACCAUGCCCUCAUAGAUGCCGAGAAGACCAUAGAACUCAAGCCCGACUGGCCAAAGGGCUGGGGGCGAAAGGGCACAGCGCUCUACGGGAAGGGCGACCUCCUGGGAGCAAACGACGCAUACGAGGCCGGCCUGAAGAUUGACCCCAACAAUGCCGGCAUGAAGAACGACCUGGCAUCCGUGCAGCGGGCCAUGGAGCAGGAGGCUGGCGCUGACGGACCGUUUGGCGACCCGAGCGGCGGUAUCGGGCAGAUGUUCAACGACCCGAACUUGAUCCAGAAGAUUGCCAGCAACCCCAAGACGAGUGCCUUCCUGGCCGACCCAGCCUUCAUGGCGAAGCUGCAGGCCAUCAAGCAGAACCCAAACAACACAACCGACAUCUUUAGCGACCCCCGCUUCAUCCAGGUUCUCGGCGUAAUGAUGGGCGUCGACAUGCAGAUGGGAAUGCCCGGCGAGGGGGCCGCUGCCUCGGGCGCCAAGGAGACCGAGGAGGACGUCGAGAUGCCAGAUGUCCCGCCGCGCACAAGGCAGGCGCCGGCACCGAAAGCGCCCGAGCCCGAGCCCGUGGUGGAGGAGGUGGACGAGGAAGCGCUGGAGAAGAAGAAGGCCAAAGAGGCAGCCGACAAGGAAAAGGCCCUCGGCACCGAGAACUACAAGAAGCGCAACUUCGAGCAGGCCAUCAAGCACUACCAAGCCGCGUGGGACCUGCACAAGGACAUCACAUACCUCAACAAUCUCGGCGCGGCCUAUUAUGAGAACGGCAGCUUCCAGGAGUGCGUCGACACGUGCACCAAGGCCGUCGACGAGGGGCGCGAGCUGUACGCCGACUUCAAGGUCAUCGCCAAGUCGCUGGCGCGCAUCGGCUCAGCCUACGAGAAGCUGGGCGAUCUCGGCCAGGCCAUCGAGUUCUACAACAAGUCGCUGCGCGAGCACCGGACGCCCGAGGUCGUCAACAAGGUGCGGGCGGCGGAGCGCAACAAGAUCGAGGCGGCGCGCAAGGCGUACAUCGACCCGGCCAAGGCCGAGGAGGCGCGCGAGGAGGGCAACAAGAAGUUCAAGGAGUCGGACUGGCCCGGCGCGGUCGCCGCGUACUCGGAGAUGAUCAAGCGCGGGCCCGAGGACCCCCGCGGCUACAGCAACCGCGCGGCGGCCUUCAUCAAGCUGCUCGAGUUCCCCAGCGCCGUCGACGACUGCAACACGGCCAUCAAGAAGGACCCCAAGUUCAUCCGCGCCUACAUCCGCAAGGCCCAGGCCUACUUUGGCAUGCGCGAGUACAGCAAGUCGGUCGACGCCUGCAACGAGGCCCACACGAUCGACAAGGAGCACCACAACGGCGCCAACGCCCGCGAGAUCGACCAGCAGCAGCAAAAGGCCUUCACUGCCAUGUACUCGGCGCGCGAGAACGAGACCGAGGAGCAGACGCGGGAGCGCCUGAUGAGAGACCCCGAGAUUAUGGGAAUCAUGCAGGACCCCGUGAUGCAGGCCAUCCUGCAGCAGGCCCAGUCGGAGCCGGCCGCCCUGGCCGAGCACAUGAAGAACCCCAACGUGCGGACCAAGAUCCAGAAGCUGGUUGCGGCCGGCGUGAUCCGCAUGGGCCGGUAA